AUGAAAUUAUUAUAUGCAUUAGUUUUAUUAUUCUGUUUAAUUGCAGUUGGUUAUUCUGAACAAAUCAAAAAUACAAAUCAAGUUAAUAACAUUAACAAUGAUAUCCCAAUGCAUUCAAAAGCACCAUGGUUCUUUAAACAACAUAAUCCAGAAGAUUUCGUUAAAUUCCUUGAAGAAGUUUUAAUAAGUGUUGAAAAUCAAAUUAAUCCAGGAAAUGUUACAGAGUGUGUAAAAACAAUUACCAAUGGAACACUUACAUUGGUUAAUUUAAAACCAAAUGAACCAAGAAAUUUCGGUAUUGCUUUUUCAACUAUUAUUCAAAUAACUGAAAAAUGUGGAUUCCAAAAACUCAUUGUUAAAUUUGCAAAUGAUAUUAACUAUAUUAUUAUUAAUGGACCUUCUGCAUUUGCUGAAAGACAACUUGAAGCAUUUAAAAAUCAAUCAACAAAUCUUAUUGAUUGUUUCCAAAAAGUCUUGGCCUUAAGUAAUUCAAGGGAAUUACAAAGUGAUCAAUUAGGAAAAUGUCUUUCAAUUGUAAUCAUGGACCCAAUUCUUGGUUAA
Dictyostelium discoideum AX4 is the source of this 561-nucleotide messenger RNA. RefSeq lists its product as hypothetical. The record is from RefSeq and is a predicted model, not a curated record. The transcript has 3 exons. Lineage: Eukaryota; Evosea; Eumycetozoa; Dictyosteliales; Dictyosteliaceae. The coding region runs from base 1 to 561 and encodes 186 amino acids.